Oryza brachyantha (malo sina) is the source of this 2031-nucleotide messenger RNA. Its product is annotated as microtubule-associated protein 70-4-like. Gene Ontology annotation, biological process: cytoskeleton organization. The transcript has 11 exons. The record is from RefSeq and is a predicted model, not a curated record. Gene Ontology annotation, molecular function: microtubule binding. The coding region runs from base 188 to 1678 and encodes 496 amino acids. Lineage: Eukaryota; Viridiplantae; Streptophyta; Magnoliopsida; Poales; Poaceae.
UCCAACCAAACCCACUCGCUUGCUCAGCUCACCGGCGGCCGGCUCUGCGUGCGUGCGUGCGAGCAUUCUCUCUUCUUCCAACUUAGUGGUAGAAGCUAAGCUAGCUAGCUGAAGAUCGAUCGAGCUACAGGAAGGGUGUAGAGAAGACGGGGAAGGAGAUCACAGGAGCUCGAUUGGGCGACGAUCGAUGGGCAGCUUGGGAGAGGUCGACCAUGUCGUCGUCGCCGCCAGCAAGGAGAUGCUGCCGUUCGAUGGACAUCCUGAUCCCGUCGUCAACGAGCUCAACCGGCUGGAGAAUCUCCUCAGAGAGAAGGACAGAGAGCUAGGACAUGCAUACAGUGAGAUUAAAGGCCUAAAGGUGACAGAAGCUCUGAAGGACAAAGCCAUUGCUGAGCUGACCAAGGAGCUGAAGAAACAGGACGAGAAGCUGAGUAGCCUGGAGAAACAGCUCGAGCAAAAGAACCUGGACGUGAAAAGGCUAAGCAACGAGAGGAAAGAAGCGCUGUCCGCGCAGUUCGCGGCGGAGGCGACGCUCAGGAGGAUCCACUCGUCGCAGAAAGACGAGGAGGUCGUCCCGUUCGACGCCAUCAUCGCGCCCCUGGAGUCUGACAUCAAGGCGUACAGGCACGAGAUCGCAGUGCUGCAGGACGACAAGAAGGCGCUGGAGCGGCACCUGAAGCUGAAGGAGGCGGCGCUGGUGGAGGCCGGGAACAUCCUGCGCAGCGCGCUGGAGAGGGCGCUGAUCGUGGAGGACGUCCAGAACCAGAACAUCGAGCUGCAGAAGCAGAUGGAGAUCUACCAUGAGGAGAACAAGCUGCUGGAGAAGAGCAACAGGCAGCAGGUGCUGGACAUCGAGCGGCUCACGCACACCAUCGCCGAGCUGGAGGAGGCCAUUCUUGCCACCGGAGACGUCGCCAACGCCGUCCGCUUCUACCAGAGCCAGGCCACCAAGCUGAGCGAGGAGAAGAGGACGCUCGAGAGGGAGCUAGCUCGCGCCAAGGUCUACGUCAACCGCAUCGCGUCGACGACGGCGAACGAGUGGAAGGACGACGCCGACAAGCUGAUGCCUGUCAAGAGAUGGCUGGAGGAACGGAGGCUCCUGCAGGGGGAGAUUCAACGGCUGCGCGACAAGAUUGCAAUGGCCGAGAAGUCCGCGAAGGUGGAAGCCCAGCUGAACGACAAGCUCAGGAGGAAGCUGAAGUCGCUGGAAGAUGACAUGAGGAACGACUCAUCCAACACGUCUGCAAUUGCAAGCAGGGACAUCGCUGCUAGUAGCAAGCAAGCCACUCCGAGGAGGUCGUCGUCUCAGCCAAGGGCAUCAGUGUCGUCAGUGAAAGUUCUGAACAAGCAGCCUGCAGGUUCAGAGACAGAAACUGCAGUCAGCAGGAGCAGCAGGCGUGCCGCUGCUAAACGGUUUGACAGCCCGAGAGCAGCAAGGGUUGCUGCUGCUGCUGCUGGCAGAGGAGAACGCCCGAUGAGAAACCAUCUGUGGGCGCAGAGAAGCAGGGUGGCCGCUACUGACGCCGGCAAGGAGAACAAAGAGCAGAACCCAAAUUACAAGGCGCGUCUGGUUGGUUCACAUCAAGAUGAAGAUGCCAUGGAUUUGAGGGAAUUGGAUGAGGGAAAGGCUGAUGAUUCCAAUGCUGUGAAAAGCAGUAAGGGUAACUCUGAAAACUGAAGGUUGCCUUUUGAUUGUGUGUGGACAAUCAAAUAGAACACAGAUAGUGAUUACCAUGUACAGAUGCAUCAUGGCGAAGGCGACUUAUUUUGAAAAGCAUGUGUGCCUUUCUCAAGCUUUCUUCAAUCAAUUUGGGAGAUUAUUUGGGCGGCAGAACCAGUGGCCAUCAUCUUUGUUGUCUCUUGUACAUAUAGACAAUGUCAUAAGCUUCACAAUUGCAUUUUGUGUCUUUUUAAACAAUUUGUGGUGUUUUGAGGAAAGGGUUGUUACAUUCAAUAAAGAAAGUUGAUGCAAUGUAACAAAAAGCAACAUAAAUAUAAGUGAAGGGUGUUCCUCUUCAUUGUUCCUCUUCA